AUGCCGCUAUUGGAUGCGGUUAAAAAUUUAGGAACCUCGUCUACAGUUGCUAAAGUUAAAACCGCUACCGAUGAGAAUAGAAAUGCCGGAGUUUCGACUUCUCUUAUAACACAAAUAUGUGUUCUCACCUACACUCCAAAUACCUUGAGGGAAAUUAUCCAACUGUUAAGGAAGCGUUUAAUAAACAACUCGAAGAAAAACUCUCAUAAAAGUACAGUUCGGUUACUAAAGACGAUUACGCUGAUAACAUUUCUGGUGAGUAAUGGUUCUGAAGAAUUCGUUUCAUGGCUUAAAGAAUCCUUAGUGCUGAUUGAAAGCUUACAAACAUUCUCCACAACUGAUAAAAAUGACCAGAAGAUGAUAGAGCAUAUACAGACGCUUUCCAAAAAGCUCUGCAGCGUUCUAAAAGAUCCGAAUUUACUGGCCAAGCGCAAGGAGGAUCUCAAUAUGUUCAAGUUAAGUAUUUCUACCCCGGGUAGAAAAUCUACUGACUCGGUUCACCUAAACCCCGUGGGUCAGGUUAGAAAUUCAAUAACAAGUUCCAAGAAUGACACGGGGAGUCCUAUAUGCCCAAGUCCCACGGGCUCUCCCAAAAGUGACGGCCACAGUUUUCACCGACCUUCCAGGCCGUCAGUAAUGAAAAGCGGUUACAAGUACAGCUUUGAUCAAAGUAACCAUAAAUUCCAGCUAGAUGCGCUAGCAGAAGAAGAUACCCGGGAAGACUUAAUCACCACAGGCGUUCCAAGCACCGCUUCACGCUUCUCGCCAUAG
Molecule: messenger RNA, 771 nt
Organism: Eremothecium sinecaudum
Lineage: Eukaryota; Fungi; Ascomycota; Saccharomycetes; Saccharomycetales; Saccharomycetaceae
Gene: ENT4
Product: Ent4p
Exons: 1
Coding region: 1-771 (256 amino acids)
Biological process (GO): actin filament organization; endocytosis
Cellular component (GO): endosome; clathrin vesicle coat; plasma membrane
Molecular function (GO): clathrin binding; phospholipid binding
Source: RefSeq, a predicted model, not a curated record